Messenger RNA from Photinus pyralis (common eastern firefly), 679 nucleotides. RefSeq names its product cytochrome c oxidase subunit 5A, mitochondrial-like. Gene Ontology annotation, biological process: mitochondrial electron transport, cytochrome c to oxygen. The coding region runs from base 149 to 610 and encodes 153 amino acids. Gene Ontology annotation, cellular component: mitochondrial inner membrane. The record is from RefSeq and is a predicted model, not a curated record. The transcript has a single exon. Lineage: Eukaryota; Metazoa; Arthropoda; Insecta; Coleoptera; Lampyridae.
GAUGUUUUAAGAACCACUGUGUAAAAACGCCCUUAGGGUUGGUACUAAAGAAACGGAUUCCUUCGCCUACGCCACUGUCGGAGAGAGCAGUUAAUUGAUUGAGGUUAGAUAACACUUAUUUAAUAGCUUAUUCUUUGGAGUAUCAAAAAUGCUUCGAAAUUUUGCUGUUGCUCUUAACUCGGGCCUACGACAUACCGUCGUACGUAAUGCGAUACAUAAACCGACCGUCGUUAUCGCAAAUCGAACCAUGUCCCAUGGGAAAACCGAGACCGAUCAAGAAUUCGACGAUAGGUACGAAAACUACUUUAACAGAAAAGAUAUCGAUGGUUGGGAAGUGAGGAAGGGAAUGAACGAUUUAUGCGGUAUGGAUUUAAUUCCCGAGCCGAGAAUAAUUAUAGCAGCUAUGAAGGCGUGCAGACGUAUUAACGACUAUGCGCUGUGUGUUCGAUUUUUAGAAGCACUUAAAUUCAAGUGUGGUGGGAAAGUGAAUGAAAUCUACCCGUAUAUCCUAAGGGAAAUUCAACCCACUUUAACUGAAUUGGGAAUAAGUACACCCGAAGAAAUGGGAUAUGAUAAACCUGAAUUGUACUUGAAAUCUGUGCAUGAUUAGUGCAGCUAAAUAUUUCGGUUAGAUUCUUGUAACUAUGUAAUAAAUAAAACUGAUCAUUGCUAGCCCAAA